This is a messenger RNA of Cucurbita maxima (winter squash), 895 nucleotides long. RefSeq lists its product as uncharacterized. Lineage: Eukaryota; Viridiplantae; Streptophyta; Magnoliopsida; Cucurbitales; Cucurbitaceae. The coding region runs from base 111 to 797 and encodes 228 amino acids. The transcript has 2 exons. The record is from RefSeq and is a predicted model, not a curated record.
UUCCCGUAGCGCUCUCCAUACAAUCACGAACACUGAAUCCAAACCCCCAGUCCCCUCUCUCUCUCUCUCUCUCUCUUUUCCCCUCUGCCUCCCUCUAUAAAGCUCCAAAUAUGGCCGCCCAAGUGAGUAGUCUUAUUCGAGUUCUCGCCGGCUACGAGGACCAAGAUAACCGGGCCGCCCUCGAGGAAUCAACGGCUCUCACUACUCGUGAUUUGCUCGGUCAAUCUUCCAACCUCGCUGACUCUCAGGAACUGGACCUCGAUUUGCAGGUUCCCUCCGGCUGGGAAAAGCGCCUCGACUUGAAGUCGGGAAAAGUUUACAUUCAGAGAAGUCAAACUCCAGAUUCUCCUCUGAAUUCAGAAUCCAAACAACGCCAAAUGAAGAAUCGAACAGAAUCCAAAUCCCAGGACUUGAAUUUCCCCCCAUCUCCUUCAAAACGAACAUUAAAUCUCUUCAAUGAAACCAGCUUGGAUUUGAAUUUGACGUCGUCGACCAAUUACGCCAGCGUUUGCACUCUGGAUAAGGUCAAAUCUGCUUUAGAAAGGGCCGACAAGGAGCUGAUUAAAAAACGGUCUACGCUUUGGAAGUCGCCGUCCUCCCCCUUGGCGGCCAAGGAAGUUCAAGAAGAAGAGGCGGCGGAAAGUAGAAAGUCGGCGGCGCCGAUGGCGGUGGGUUGUCCUGGAUGUCUAUCUUAUGUAUUGGUGACGAAAAACAACCCAAGAUGUCCUCGAUGCAAUUCUGUUGUUCCAUUGCCGAGCAUCAAGAAACCUCGAAUCGACCUAAACAUAUCCAUAUAAAAAGGGUCGGGGAUGGUUCUUUUGUUGCGGGUACAUGUAAAAUGAACAUAUUUACACCAAAAAUAUUAUGCCUUCCAUUGUUGAAUUUGUUCUUUUUC